Messenger RNA from Capsella rubella, 624 nucleotides. RefSeq names its product biquitin domain-containing protein 7SL RNA1. Gene Ontology annotation, biological process: proteasome-mediated ubiquitin-dependent protein catabolic process. NCBI's taxonomy places the organism in Eukaryota, Viridiplantae, Streptophyta, Magnoliopsida, Brassicales, Brassicaceae. Bases 1 to 624 code for a protein of 207 amino acids. Gene Ontology annotation, cellular component: nucleoplasm; cytosol. The record is from RefSeq and is a predicted model, not a curated record. The transcript has a single exon. Gene Ontology annotation, molecular function: polyubiquitin modification-dependent protein binding; ubiquitin binding; proteasome binding.
AUGGAUGUGUUCUUCGAGACUCAGAAAGGCUCACCGUUCAGCAUUGAAUUGGGUUACUGGGAUACAGUGUUUGAAAUCAAACAAAAGAUCGAGAAGUAUCAACACAUCCCAGUUUCCAAACAAACCCUUUUCUUCCAAGGCAACGUUCUUCAAGAUCAUCUUAACAUCGAGCAAUGUAUGAUCCUUGACAACUCUCGUAUCCAGCUUUACGUCCCUUCUCCCGACCAAACCAGUAACCAGAACCGCUACAACCAAGUGUUGAAAACAGAGCAAUCUCCACAGCCAAAGUCAACAGAACAGUUCGUCAACGGUCAUCAAGACUCAACUGUGAUGAUGGCAAUGAGCAACAACAACAACAACCCGAAGAAGCUGAAGGUAAUGGUGCUGCUGAAAUGCGGGACAAGGAAGAUUCCAGUGGAGGUGAACGCAGGUGAUAACGUUGGAGAAUUAAGGAAAGAGCUGGCUAAGGUUCAACAGAGGUUUCAGUUAAGUCUGCCUCAAGAUGGUUAUUUCUUUAUAUAUAAACAGAAUGUAAUGGACGACGACAGGUCAUUCCGGUGGCACCGUGUUGAUCACGGCGACACGAUUGAGAUUUUCAACGGAAGUGUUUCCGGUGGAUCUUAA